Molecule: messenger RNA, 2454 nt
Organism: Spathaspora passalidarum NRRL Y-27907
Lineage: Eukaryota; Fungi; Ascomycota; Pichiomycetes; Serinales; Debaryomycetaceae
Exons: 1
Coding region: 124-1200 (358 amino acids)
Biological process (GO): pantothenate biosynthetic process
Cellular component (GO): cytoplasm
Molecular function (GO): 2-dehydropantoate 2-reductase activity
Source: RefSeq, a predicted model, not a curated record
GAGAUUUUACUGCUACAAAUAUAAUCCUGUCAUCCACUUUGAUUUACCCCAGAAAAGAUCUACUUGUUUCUUUUCCAGGAAAUUUCCCUUAUUUUGCUAACACGAUAGAACUUAUAUAGACCAAUGACACCUGCUACUUCAGUCACCAAACCAAAAGUGUUGAUUAUUGGUUCCGGCGGAGUAGGAACAAUCUCCGCACUUUCACUCACUACCAACAAUAAAUGUGAAGUCACCUUAGUAGUCAGAUCCGACUAUGAACUUAUUUCCACCAAGGGUUAUUCGAUUAAUUCGUGCACAUAUGGUGAGUUGACCAACUGGAAGCCUCACAACGUAGCUAAAUCGGUCACCGAUGCUGCUGAAAGAUUUGGUCCGUUUGAUUACAUAUUAGUCACCACUAAGAACAUUCCGGAUGCUUCCAUCACUUGUGAACAAAUUAUUAAACCUGCAGUUGACUCCAGUCCUGAGCUGGUAAUAAUCUUGCUCCAAAACGGUUUAGGAGUUGAGAAGCCCAUGUAUGCUGCAUUCCCCAACCAUCUUGUCCUUAGUGGAAUCUCGCACAUUGGCUCAACUUACUACCAUGGUCAUGUUGACAAUAAGGGACCAGACAAUGUCUUCCUUGGAGACUUCAAUCCUGAAGGAAAGCGCCACCCUCUCUCCCAACUGAAGAUUGAGGAGUUUAUCAGCAUCUAUCAAAACCCGGAUAACAAGAACAAAAUUGUUCUCGAUGAGAAUGUUCAAAAGACAAGAUGGGAGAAAUUGAUCUAUAAUUCCGUAUUCAAUACCAUUACUGCAUUAGUCAAUCUUGAUGUGACUCGUCUUCAAAUCAACGGCGUCAAUGAAGACUUAAUAAGACCAGCCAUGUUGGAAGUCAUUGCCAUUGCCAAAUCCGUGGGAGUAGAAUGUGAUGCUAGUAAAGUCGACAAGUUCAUUCACAUAGGCGACGGAUUAUUCUAUGCUCCUUCCAUGUGUAUCGACAUGAGAAAAGGACAAUUAAUGGAAUUGGAAAUCAUCUUGGGUAACCCUAUGAGAAUUGCUAGAGAAAACGGUGUGUCUACACCUAUACUUUCCGUGAUUUACUCAUUAUUGAAAAUGGUCCAAUUUAGAAUCAAAGAGGAAAGAGGAAUGUUUGAACUUAACCAAGAAGAUUUCAAAGGUAAUUCUGAUGACUAUGCCCGUAUAUUUCACGACAAGUAUGUAUAGACUAUCACCACCAUGUAAAUACUGGUGGUCUACUAGUUUCUUUAACUAACCGUUCUAUAAUAACUCUUCUGUUUCCUGUAGCAUUCACGCCGCUAUCUCUAUUAAUAUGCUCGUACCCUGAUCCAUUUGCCACAUCGUCUUCAUUUAUUGCCACAAGACUAUUUGAUAAGUAGGUAUGGGCUUGACUAGGGAGUAAUGGAGUAUGUAUGUCAUCAUAUUGACGAGAGGUAUCUGUUUCAUACAGUGAAGAUUGCAUGCGGAAUAUGUCUUCGUUACUAUCGAUAUUCUCCGGCAUGUACAUGACAUCAUCAAACACAAGCAAGUUCUCUCGUUUAGCCAAUUCCAAUGGGCCCGCGUAUCCCAACUUUAGGAUCUCAACUACAUUGAACGCUUGUCCCUUGAGUACUGCCAACUGUUUAUGCCACAAUCUUUCUUGGAAAUCUUGAUCUUUAGUGAACACUCCCCGAAGUCCCUUGACCGUUUGUUCCCACCAUAGUUUUGAUGUAAGAAGCGGCAAGUAAUGAUUUCUCGUUCGCAUUGAGAAUGGCUGGCCAAUUAUAGAGUAUGGAAGAAAGAGCCAUCCGAAUGGGAAUGACCGCCAUUCAUCGGGGUGUUUCCAAGGGAAUGCUAAUCCCGAAUCAAUGGCUCCGAUCUUGAUCUUGGGUUUCAUGAUCUUUGUGGUUUUACUGUCGGAGUCAACCUGGGUCCAGUCUACUCUAAUCAUCCAAUUGUCUAAUCCACGAUCAGUAUUUCGCAUUAUAUAAUCUAAGAUCACUAGUUUUUCCACUUCUUCUUGAAACUGUCGCAUCGACUCAAUGCUCCAUUUGAAUGUAAAUUCACUCUCGUUUAUGUCCACUUCAACAUCCAGAUAUUUUGGUAGAUUCAGUAUUGUUUCAUGAUCCAGCGGUAUUGGGUUCUGACGUAUCCACACGUCUGCUUCCAGGUAUCCUUGAAGAAACACUUGAAAUGAUCCAAUUUUCUGGGGUAAUUUCGUAACAUCGCUAUUCUGAUCCCAAUACGAAUAGAAAAACGUGGGAGAUCGCAAACAAAUCACCUCAGUAAAUGGAACAAUGUAUGAUUGCAAAUGUCGAUCGAGACAACAUGCAGCUGCUUCACUGAUAUAUCCCAAAUUGGGAAUAAGACAAGACCGCCCGAAACAACACGGGAAGAAAGUUCUAUGGGCCCAUUUGGACCAUUUUGGCAGGAGUGGACCAUAUGGCUCUUCGUCUUUCGGUUUGAAUACACCCGCUUUGU